UGGAUAUCGUGAGCCUUUUGCGCAUGUUCUGUGAUGGAGGGAAUGUAUAAUAAUCUAGAGCAAGCCCUCGGAGUGCUGGUUUGCACCUUCCAGCGCUACGGCCGGAAGGAAGGCAACAGACAUACACUCAGCAGAGGGGAGCUGCUGGACCUAUUGAAAACAGAGCUCCCCAGUCUGAAAACGUUAAAAAUAAAAGAGGGAGCCUUUGAGGAGCUGAUGGCAUUGCUUGAUACCAACAAGGACGGCCAAGUGGACUUUGAGGAGUUCAUCCGAUUCGUGUCGGCAGCUUGCACCUACUUCCACGACUUCUUCAAGGACUCUCCUGCGGUCCGGCCACGAGUGCAGUAAAGCCCAAGCAGCGCCCA
Messenger RNA from Euleptes europaea (tarantolino), 365 nucleotides. Its product is annotated as protein S100-A2-like. Gene Ontology annotation, cellular component: cytoplasm. NCBI's taxonomy places the organism in Eukaryota, Metazoa, Chordata, Lepidosauria, Squamata, Sphaerodactylidae. The record is from RefSeq and is a predicted model, not a curated record. Gene Ontology annotation, molecular function: transition metal ion binding; calcium ion binding. Bases 34 to 348 code for a protein of 104 amino acids. The transcript has 3 exons.